CUCCCGCUGUAGCCUCUGCCCGCUCUCACGAUUUCACAAACACAAAAUUUUAAGUACUUUCGAACCCUGGCAACCCACCUAACCUAUCGAUACCGAUAGUCAUUGAUUCGAAGAAGCUUUUAAUUUCACUCUAGUACCGGAAUUUUGACGCUGUGAUCGAUAAGAGUAAAAAAAAUGUGUUGCAAUUAUUGUGAGUAGAACUUGGAAGCCUAGUCCCGCUGGCCAGUGCUGAAUUACGGCGGCUUCUCGCUGGACCUCCGGGCGUGGAUAAGAAUCAAAUAAUUGACGAGGUGAAGAACUCGAUCUCUGAACAAUUUUUUUUGUUAUAUUACAAUUAACUACAAAUAUGAUAACAUUCUUAUGAUUUUCUUUCAGCUACUGUAUUCCUGACUAUCUAUAUGUAAAAUAAAUGCAAGUUUUUGGCAUCUUUUUGAAGUCAUACUGGUACCUAAUAGGACCCAGCGUCAUGAUUUCGGGAGUCGGAUGAGGUGGGGGUAUGGGAGACAUGUUGGGUAUUGAGGUGUGCAAUGAUAGAAAUGUUGAGUUCCCUUGAGUGCAAUAGGCUAUGGUGUAUAUUGCCACAACUUGCUGGCUUCUCUUGACUAACAAUAAUUUACAAUUAAGAAUAUUUAUCUUAAGGUGAGGUAGGAUUACUUGUGUGUGGUUUUUAAUGUGUCCUAAAGAAUUAGAUCAGUGAUUCUAACACUCAUCUUCUGUAUAUUCUUAGGUUCUUCACUCUCCAAAGUUCAUUUCGCAAUUUGGACUGACGUAAAAGAUGCGUUUCGUUGAAGCUCUCAACAUCUUCGAAGGCAGAAGGGGCAGUGUUUCCUCCCUGGCGUAUGUGCAAAUGAUCAGAUGAAGUUUACCAAGAAAAUAUCGAAACGAAUCUUCGUAAUCGUUGUUGUUACGCUAGCAAUGUUUGGCUUCAUGAUUGGUGCAACCAUCACUAUGCAACCAGUCCCCAGAUCGCCUGAAGGCGACGGUGGAGUAUGCACAGACAUAUUUGAAAUUGGCGAAAGGGCGGAAAAUAUGUCGAGCAUGAUGGAGUUGGCCGUCAGGGUGAUCAGGAAGAUGAAGAUGUUUGCUCCUUUUACAUUCUAUGAGAUUGUGAGUUACGAGAUGCCAUCAAUGGUUCGCGAGGUGGCCGACGGCUCCGGCCUCAACCACUCCAACGUCACACUCACUCAGACAUGGAGACUUCAGCAGACGAAGGGUCAGCUGCCUCACCUGGCAUGCCGCUUGCGGGAAUUGCGGGACGAGGAUAUCCGCAUCUGUGUUCAGAGGCGGCGGGAAACGGUAGGCUCCACUCACAUUGCCUACGUGGGGGACUCCCGUGUGAGGCAACAUGUUGAGGUGCUUCUCGACCACAUCCGACACCUCCAGCCCAAACUCACGACCCAUCUGGUAAGGCCCCACAUCUUGCCUAACUUGCCUAACCUUCCCAAUACAAGCAUAAUUCUUGUGAAAUCAGAGUGGAAAACUGUUGUAAAAACAUGAGAAUUUUCCCACGUUUCACGGUAGCUUGAAUUUAGCGUGUAAUGUCCAAUAGGCCCAGAGGCAAAAUCCCAACACUAGCAGUUCUGUAUACAUAUCGGGAGGAAAUCUACAGCAAAGAAAAAGGUGAUGAAACGGGCUUGAGUGACGGGGUGAACAAGAGCACCUAACCAACAGAAGACAGUAGCAUUGAGAACAAAGACGCUGUGGUGAUAUAUUACUAGUGGGGUCCCUCAGGGAUCAGUACUAGGUCAUGUUUACUACCUGAUGUAUGUAGAUAAGCUCCCGGAAGCGGUCCAUAGAAUUACCCAAAUCAGCCAAAAUCGGCCCAAAACUACACAAAUCGUC
Messenger RNA from Procambarus clarkii (red swamp crayfish), 1842 nucleotides. NCBI's taxonomy places the organism in Eukaryota, Metazoa, Arthropoda, Malacostraca, Decapoda, Cambaridae. The record is from RefSeq and is a predicted model, not a curated record.